Messenger RNA from Oppia nitens, 3155 nucleotides. It is a transcript of the gene Srrm1, whose product is annotated as serine/arginine repetitive matrix protein 1-like. Lineage: Eukaryota; Metazoa; Arthropoda; Arachnida; Sarcoptiformes; Oppiidae. The transcript has 5 exons. Gene Ontology annotation, biological process: regulation of mRNA splicing, via spliceosome; mRNA processing. The record is from RefSeq and is a predicted model, not a curated record. Gene Ontology annotation, cellular component: spliceosomal complex. Gene Ontology annotation, molecular function: RNA binding. The coding region runs from base 309 to 2759 and encodes 816 amino acids.
UGUGUGUCUAAUGUGUCGCCAUUUGUUUGACACUAUUGUUGUUAUCAUUUAAUAGUAGUGUUUAGUAGUGUUGUUGUUGUUGUUGUCGUCAAUCAAUUACCGCAUGUAUUGAAACUAAAUUAAUAAUUAAUUAAUUAAAAAAAAAGACAGUCAGCUAUGGCUUAACCGGUUGUAUCGCCGUCGGCACAGCGGACACACAGUUAUCCGACACAGUUAUACAAUUAAAAAAAAACUAACGGCCGGUCAGCAGACACAGGCGUUGAAUUUGAAGACCCGUACCAUCGCUUUGAUUGUUGUUGAGGACAGACAUGACUGACGCCGGCUUUUUUCGGGGCACGAGCGCCGAACAGGACAACCGAUUUGCCGACAAACACAAGAAACUAUUGAAACAAUUGAAGUUCAAUGACUCGCUGGUCAAUAAAGUGGACAUCAAGAAAGUCAAUCUGGAUGUUAUGCGUCCAUGGAUUCACCAACGAAUAGCACAGUUGCUGGAAAUGGAGGACGAAGUUGUGGUCGAAUAUGUUGUCAAUCAACUACAGGCCGAUCGGUUUCCCGACGGCAAGAUGAUGCAAAUUAAUUUGACCGGUUUUUUGAACGGCAAAAAGGCCCGCGAAUUUAUGGGCGAACUCUGGCAUCUGUUGAUGAGCGCACAGACCGCUGGCGACGGUAUACCCGUCGAGUUUGUCAACCAAAAGAAAGAGGAGAUCCAGAAACGAGAGGCCGAAAAAUUGAAAAAUAUGACCGAAAACGAUAAAGAAAAAAAUGGUAAAUCGGAUGAACGAUCGCAACGGCGACGCAGUCGCAGCCGAAGUCCGGCUCAGCGCCGAAGGUCACGAUCGCCGCCACCUCCGCGCAAACGAUCGCGUUCGCCGCCUCAGCGCAAGCGGUCACGAUCGCCGCCACCGCAACGCAAACGUUCGCGUUCACCGCCAGCACAGCGCAAACGUUCGCUGUCGCCGCGAAAGCCGAGAUCAAUAUCGCCGCGCAAACGAUCACAAUCGCCAGCGCACAGGCGGUCACCGAUUUCGCGUAGUAGUCGUCGAUCGAAGAGUCGUUCGCCGAAAAAUAGUAGUCGUAGUCCUCCGCGUCGCGACGAUUCUGUUUCUUCACACUCACCGUCGCCGCCACUCAAGUUGCGACCGGAUCCCGAAGAUAAUCGAUCAAAACAACAGCAACAACAGCCACCAAACAAUAACAAAUCGGCGGCAAACGAUACCAAUCGAAGCGAUUCGGAUCGGCGAUCAUCGAAAUCAGGUUCGCGAUCGCCAUCCAAAUCGACUUCGCGAUCCGGUUCGCGGUCGCCAUCCAAGUCUAGAUCGAAGUCACGUUCGGUGUCACCUAAGCGGCAGCGGUCAGCGUCGCCUAAUCGGCGACCGCAACAGCGAUCUCCACCAGCGAGAAAACGGUCGCCAUCACCGCGCAGACGAUCGAUAAGUCCUCGACGCCGAUCAGGUUCGCCGCGUAGUAGGCGUUCAAUAAGUCCCAGACGACGGCCAUCAACAUCGCCCCGUCGAAGACGCUCAAGAAGUCGCGAUUUACGGCGACGAAGUCCGUCGCGCAGUCGUUCACGCAGUCCGCGUGGCUAUCGAUACCGGUCGCCGCCGUCAAGACGCGGCGGUUUUCGACGAUCGUCACCGCGACGAGGUUUCGGCUUUCGUAGCUACAAUGAUAACCGAUUUCGUUCGUCGCCACCGCGCAAUCGCCGCCGAUCACCAUUCUCGCCGCGCAGACGACCACCGUCUCGGUCACCACCGCGGCGUCGACAACAACAACAACACUCGCCAUCCAUAUCACCCAAACAACAACGUCACUCGCCAUCGCCAUCACCUGCACGUCGUUCUAGACGUUCACCCGUACAGCAGCAGCGUUCUCCUCCUAGACAUUCCCGACGAUCAUCGCCGCCUCCGCCACCACCACAACAACAACAGCAAGCAUUACAGCCACCAAAACGAGAGGCCUCGACAACACUACCAGCAGUAGUCGUCAAGAAUGAGAUGCCAUCCGACUCGGAGUCAGCGAAGUCACGAUCGGCGAGUCCAGCGCUGCCGAAACAGUUACCACCGCCGCCUCCGCCCUCACAAUCACUGCCUGCAGUGUCUAAAAAGUCUAGGAGUUCGCCGCCGCCUUCAUCGUCGGCAUCGAAACGAUCAAAAUCGGGUAAAUCGGAGAGUCCUCCGCCCGUUAUACAGAAAAAAUCUAAAUUCGAUGAUUCGGACAGACGAAGUAGUCCAGCGCUGCCUCAACCGCCGCCGACGUCAUCGAAGAAACCAAUUGCCGACAGACCAUCGGAGACCACCACCACUACUACUACUACUACUAGCGUAACACCGAAAAAGUCUUCGUCGUCAUCGAAAUCGUUGACAACGACAUCGGACAAGAAAUCGUCGUCUAUUACGUCGUCGUCGAAGAAAAAGAAACGCAAGAAGAAGGUAACGGAUUCCGACCGAAGUUCGGACGAGUCGAGUGCUGAAGAGGCGCGCAAAAAGAAGAAGAAAAAGAAGAGUAAAAAACAUCAUAAAAAGCAUCACAAGAAACAUAAGAAACACCAUAAGAAAAGUUCAAAACGAACUCAACAGACGUCCAGUUCCGAGUCGGACGAUGACGACGACGAUGAUGAUGGCGGCGGUGAUGAAGUACAUGAACGAAGAGAUCAACGGAAGUCAAAGGAUGAGGACAAUGGCGUCGAUAUGACUGAAUUGGAAAAGCAUUUAAGAGAGAAGGCAUUGAAGUCGACGAAGAAGGCGAAGACAAACGAAUGAUUUCAUUUUUAUUUCGUAUAUUCAUAUAUAUAUAUAUUGGCGGACAAUACGGACGGACGGAUUGACUGUCGGGAAGUGAGAUGAAGAGAGAGAGAGAGAGAGAUGAUAUCAAAUAAAGGUUUUGUCACAACAGUUAAGACUACGGAUGUGAUUGAAUGAGAGACACAUAUAUAUACUAAAAAAAAUAAAUAACUAAAAUAUAUAUAUAAAUUGAAACAAACAAAACAACAAAUUAUAUAUAUUUUUAUUUAUUUAUUAUUAUUAUUAUCAACAAAAAAAAUUUAAAAUAAUUUUAGCGAACAUUUUUAUUUCAACAAAAAAAACAUUGACGGACACACAUACAACUAGAAUUCAAUUAUAUAUAUAGAUAUAUAUCAUUUAAUUUUUUUAAUUAUU